GAUUCAUACUAAAUAGUUGAAUUCAGAUAUUAUUCGAUUUUAAACGGGCGGAUACUGCUCCGGUGAACGGGUUCCUACCGUGGGUCUACCCGUCCGCCACCGAAGUGGAUGCUCAUGCACUGAUCACGCCUCGGUAUUCCUGUCCCAACCGCACUCGCAGGUGAAAUCUCUCUGUGUCAGAAGAAGAAGAAGAAGAAGGAGAAACAGACUCGGAACGACGACGUUUCUCCUUCUUCUCUCCUCGGAAACCCUAAUCCUUGCUUCCCAUGGCGGAAUCCCAGAACUCUCCUCCCCAGCGUACGAUCCCUCCGUACAUGAAGGCGAUCUCCGGCUCCAUCGGAGGGGUCAUGGAGGCGUGCUGCCUGCAACCAAUCGACGUCAUAAAGACGCGAUUGCAGCUCGACCGCUCCGGCUCUUACCGCGGAAUUUUUCACUGCGGCGCCACUAUCACUCGCACGGAGGGCGUGCGGGCCCUCUGGAAGGGCCUCACCCCCUUCGCUACUCACCUAACCCUAAAAUACGCUCUCCGCAUGGGCUCCAACGCAGUUCUUCAGGGCGCGUUCAAGGACUCUGAGACCGGAAAACUCAGUCACCAGGGUCGGGUUCUCGCCGGGUUCGGGGCGGGCGUUCUCGAAGCUCUCGUUAUCGUUACGCCAUUUGAGGUAGUGAAAAUUAGGCUGCAGCAACAAAGAGGAUUGAGUCCUGAGCUUCUGAAGUAUAAGGGUCCUGUACACUGUGCCAGAAUGAUCAUUCGAGAAGAAGGCCUCCUCGGGCUGUGGGCAGGGGCUGCCCCAACUGUAAUGCGCAAUGGCACAAACCAGGCUGCUAUGUUUACAGCCAAGAAUGCUUUCGACGUAAUCUUGUGGAAGAAACACGAAGGCGAUGGAAAAGUCCUCCAACCAUGGCAGUCAAUGAUAUCAGGCUUUCUUGCAGGAACGGCUGGCCCUGUGUGCACUGGCCCUUUUGAUGUCGUAAAAACAAGGCUGAUGGCUCAGAGUCGAGCUGGGGGUGAACUGAAGUACAAAGGCAUGGUCCAUGCAAUCAGAACAAUAUAUGCUGAGGAAGGGCUGCUUGCCCUGUGGAAGGGACUGCUGCCCCGGCUGAUGAGGAUCCCGCCUGGCCAGGCUAUCAUGUGGGCAGUGGCUGAUCAAAUAACUGGUUUCUAUGAGAGAAGAUACAUUCACAGUGUACCCUUGUGAGUCGCAUCGUUCUUUUUUUUUUUUCGGCUUUUGCUGGCUCUCGACACAAGGGAAAGCUUGUCUUGAAAUUUUUUUGCUCUCCAUUCUUGCUUGCUUUCUUUGGGGUUCCUUUAAAAGCGCGUUGAUUCUUGAGGCCAUCCAAAUAAUGCUGCGGUGAUGAAGCAAGAUAUGAUCAAAAUUUUCCCUAGUUUUGCCCUUUACUCCCUUAAUUAGGUUGUUUUGCAUGUCAAUUGUGAUGGGAGCUGCCUCAGAAUUGAAGGAGACUCCGCAGCAGUGCUUCCUGAGGGAGUUUCGGAACCCUAUCGUUUUCCCCUUGUUUUUUUUUGUUUGUCAAUCUCUAAAGAGACGAUUGGAAUCCAUUGUACCAUUCAAAUGAAGUGUUUGGGAUGAUGACUUAUAAAAUGUAGGUUAUAUCAAA
Malania oleifera is the source of this 1617-nucleotide messenger RNA. Its product is annotated as mitochondrial succinate-fumarate transporter 1. The transcript has 2 exons. Lineage: Eukaryota; Viridiplantae; Streptophyta; Magnoliopsida; Santalales; Ximeniaceae. The record is from RefSeq and is a predicted model, not a curated record. Bases 267 to 1199 code for a protein of 310 amino acids. Gene Ontology annotation, biological process: succinate transport; fumarate transport.